Messenger RNA from Durusdinium trenchii, 2732 nucleotides. Lineage: Eukaryota; Dinophyceae; Suessiales; Symbiodiniaceae. The record is from the annotation of a GenBank genome assembly.
UUGGCCCCAAGAUCUGAACCGCUUUUCACUUUUGAUACCCUCGUGGCAAUGCAGCGACCAUGCAGGGAAGCCACAGACGCUUAGUUUUUGCCUUUCUGCUCUCCGUUGUCACAGGCGCUACGUGUUCCACAUCAGAGGGCUGUGAAGAUGACAGCCCACAACUAUUGCAGCUGCAAAGACAGCAGCAGUCCUUUGAAGCUGGGGUGAAUGAGGCGGCGCCUCUGACCCUUGAAGACUUCCAAAAGCAGAACGCAUGUUACGACAGAGCAAGCAGCGACAACUGGGCGGUCGUUGAUGCCCAUUUGCACCCAAGACCGUUUGGUGGUCCACCAGUUGCCUUCACUGACUUGAUAGGGAGGAUGCGAAGAGCUGGAAUUCUCUUUGCGACAUUGUAUGGCAUCGGUCAGAGGCUGCCGAUCAAUUCAACAUGCACGUACUACUUGGAUUGUCCGGGCACGAAGAUCACUCCAAGCUUAAAAAACGACUUUUUCAAUGCGCAGAGUGUUCUGGACAAUGCCGCUGACCUGGCUGACCCGGUUGGGCCACACAUUACCUUGUCGAUGUCCUUCGUCGAUUUGCACGAGCCAACUGCGAACUUGGAAAAGAUCAAGCUUAUGCAGAGUGAAUUUCCUGGAAUGUUCAAGUGGGUUGGUGAGAUCAAUUUGGUGAAGCAAGCACUUUGGCCGAAUUCCCAGGGCCUUCCCGUCCGACAAGAGUCCAUAAAGGACUGGAAACCAUUUAUGGAUGAAUUCCGCAGACAAGGCCUGCCGCUGGCCUUACAUUCUGAUCUUGGAAACGAGAAGAACGGGGAGCAGUUCCUCCCGCUCAUGGACAAAGUUCUGGAGACAUAUCCAGACAACAAGAUUAUUUGGGUGCACAUGGCAGGGCUCUCCAAACAGCUCAACCCCCAGCUGGCAUCAUCCCUGGCCCUGCUCCAAAGACCAGUGACCAUCGAGGAUCAUGUCAGCAUGAUUGAGGAAAGGCUGAACAAGCACCCGAAGCUGAGCAUUGACCUCUCUUGGGACAUUCUGUAUGAUGAGCUCUACUCAUCCAAGUCAGAGGAGAGGCCCUAUGUGAAUUUGAUCAAUAAGUAUCCAUCUCGAUUUCUCAGUGGCUCUGAUCACGUGGCCUCGGCAGACAAGAUCGAAGAGACUUACAGAAAUGAAGUAAACAAGACAAGUGCAAUCUACCGGGAUUUGAGUGACACUGCAUUCCGGAAUAUUGCCCUUGGCCAGAACUAUUUUGAUUUGAUAGGCCUCAAUUUCACAGCUCCAGCCAUUUGUGCUCCAAGUUUGGUGGGAAAGGAGGCUUUGCGACCUCGAAAGCCGCAGAGUCUCAUAACAAUGUCGCAGGCAAGGCCAGCAAAUAAGAGCUCCCAGCUCCAGAAGGCAGGCAGGGCAGGCAGCUCAAGAUUUCCUGACCUCUCCGUCCUUCAAACGUCUCUCACGGUGGAUGACUUCAAGCAGGGCUCUUCUACAUGCUUUGACCGCAACACAAGUGAUCAGUGGGCUGUAGUCGAUGCUCACUUGCAUGCACGCCCCUUUGGAGGGCCGCCCGUGCCGUUCCAUGAACUCAUGGACAGGCUGCGGCGGGCUGGGAUCCUCUUCACCACACUGUACGGGAUUGGGCAGCGCUUGCCCAUCGACUCCAACUGCACGUAUUACCUGGACUGUCCUGGCACGCCAGUCAAACCAAGCUUGAAGAAUGACUUCUUCAAUGCUCAGACCGUUUUGGACAGCUCUGAGCUUCUUGAAGCAGGCCCGGUAGUCACUCUGUCCAUGUCUUUCUUUGAUUUGCAGAAGCCUGAGACAAUUCUGCCCAAUAUGGCGCUUUUACAGAGAGAGUUUCCAGGAAUGUUCACGUGGGUGGGUGAAAUCAACUUGGUGAAGCAGGCCUUGUGGAACAAUUCUCAAGGCAAACCGGUGCCAAUUGAGUCAAUCCUUCGAUGGGCGGAGUUUAUGGCUGAGCUUCGGAGACAAGAUAUCCCCAUGGCGAUCCACAUGGACUUGGGAAACGAGAAGAAUGGGCGGCAGUUCUUACCUUUGAUGGACAAAGUUCUGGAGACAUAUCCAGACAACAAGAUAAUUUGGGUACACAUGGCUGGGCUCUCAAAGCAGCUUAACCCCAAGCUUGCGCUCCUUCAGUUACCUGUCACCAUACAGAAUCAUGUGAAGGUGAUCCAGGACAGAUUGGAGAAGUACCCGAACCUCUUCAUAGACCUAUCAUGGGACGUACUUUAUGACAACAUUUAUCAUGAUGAUGCAGAAGAGCAGCCAUACAUCGCCCUGAUCAACAAUUAUCCGACCCGCUUUUUGAGUGGUUCUGAUCAUGUAGCAGCUGCGUCCAAGACAGAGGCGGGGUACAGAAGCGAGCUUGCAAAGACGAAUUCAAUCUACCGCAAGCUUAAUGAUGAAGCCUUCCGCAACAUUGCCCUUGGCGGGACCUAUUUCAAACUUGCUCGUUUGAAUCAGUAUCGGCCGCCUCCACUGUGCAACCUUCAGACAGGCGGAAGAAGUCAAUUGCUGCCCAUGGCGUUGGGGCUGGUUGGACUUGGUGUGGGCUCAGUUUUUGUCCUAAAAGGACUGUUCAUUACAGCCUGAACGGCCUGAAUAUGGGCGGCGUGUUUCACCUGUGAGGAAAGUCAAGGGGUUUGAGCAAGAAUGACAGAGGGGUGAAAAAGAAACACCAGUUGACCUCUCGACCUGCUGCUGUUGGAGGCAGGGGAUGAACGC